Sardina pilchardus (European sardine) is the source of this 2504-nucleotide messenger RNA. It is a transcript of the gene pptc7b, whose product is annotated as protein phosphatase targeting COQ7 b. Gene Ontology annotation, biological process: protein dephosphorylation. Bases 352 to 1245 code for a protein of 297 amino acids. NCBI's taxonomy places the organism in Eukaryota, Metazoa, Chordata, Actinopteri, Clupeiformes, Clupeidae. Gene Ontology annotation, cellular component: mitochondrion. Gene Ontology annotation, molecular function: protein serine/threonine phosphatase activity. The transcript is spliced from 6 exons. The record is from RefSeq and is a predicted model, not a curated record.
GAUCUUUGCUUCUCCGGAACCCGGGGUGUUUGUUGGAGGGCUUGCGAGUGGAAAGGAUGAUGCCUCGUAGGAUGGAGCGACAUGGAGGAAUCGCGUCUGUUAAGUCUGCCAAAACCUAAAUAGGCUGUGACUUUAAACGCUGUGUUCUGGCCUAUAGAGACGUUGCUUUCUCUUAAUCGCUAAUACGACCGUGGACGCUUCAUUUAUCUCCGUUUGGUGUGUAGAGUAGGAGAGUCAGCUAGCUCGCAACAGUUCUUACCUAAGAUCAGCCGAAUGUUGGCGGACUGAGUGGCGACGGACUCGAGCAGUGUUGGGGUCGGCAAGUAGACUUCAUCGAUCUCGAAUUGGGGGAUGUUAUCCGUACUUUCCUAUGGCAGAAUUGUUGCCAGGGCUGUCCUGGGCGGACUCUCCCAAACUGAUGGUCGGGAUUACAGCCUCAUCACAGCUAGCUGUGGUUUCGGAAAGGACUUUCGUAAGGGGAUCUUGAAGAAAGGGAUGUGCUACGGCGAUGAUGCUUGCUUCAUUGCUCGACACAAAUCUGUUGAUGUUUUGGGAGUGGCAGAUGGCGUCGGAGGCUGGAGGGACUACGGUGUGGACCCGUCGCAGUUCUCCGCCACGCUGAUGCGGACGUGCGAGCGGCUGGUGAAGGAGGGACGCUUCACGCCCAGCAACCCGGUCGCCAUCCUCAACUCGGCCUACUACGAGCUGUUGCAGAAUAAAGUGCCCCUGCUGGGCAGCAGCACGGCCUGCAUCGUGGUGCUGGACCGGCGGAGCCACCGGCUGCACACCUGUAACCUGGGCGACUCGGGCUUCCUGGUGGUGCGCGGCGGCGAGGUGGUGCACCGCUCGGACGAGCAGCAGCACUACUUCAACACGCCCUUCCAGCUGUCCAUCGCACCGCCCGGGGCCGAGGGAGUGGUGCUCAGCGACAGUCCCGAUGCUGCAGACAGCUCCUCCUUCGACGUCCAGCUGGGAGACAUCAUCCUGACCGCCACCGACGGGCUCUUUGACAACAUGCCUGACUACAUGAUUCUGCAAGAACUCAAGAAGCUCAAGAACACCAACUACGACAGCAUCCAGCAGACGGCUCGUAGCAUCGCCGAGCAGGCCCACGAGCUGGCUUAUGACCCCAAUUACAUGUCGCCCUUCGCCCAGUUUGCCUGUGACAAUGGCUUGAAUGUACGAGGAGGAAAGCCAGAUGACAUCACGGUGCUCCUCUCCAUAGUGGCGGAGUACACAGACUGAGCGCGUGCGGGAGUGUGUGUGACGUGCGUUUCCGUGUGUGGGAGUUCUAUAUGUGGUGCUGCUCCACCUCAAGGCCCGAGUCUUCCGAACUACUCCACGUCCCUGCCCUCCACUCGCGUCAGCCUUCACUUCCCGCCCAAGCCACCCCCUCCCCCUCCUCGCCCCCCACCCAGCCACACCUCUCUCUCUUGCACUGCUCUCUGUGUAGUCGUUCUGGUCGUCAUGUCCAUAACACGCACACGCAUGCACGACACAAACAACUAGCCUCUAUGGUCAACGUCUUCCUACUCUGCGUCAGACAAUGCAGACACGGGGCCAUUAGACAAAGACGAUGCGCCGAGAUGAUCAUCAUCUAUGUCACCGUGGAGAAAUAUCUAAACGAAAAACAGUAACAGAAGGUAUAGUUGUCCUUUGUGUGGUUCUAGGGACAUGAGAGGCGUGGUGUGUCAUAAAUUAUGCGGUUCUGGGGAUGGAAUGGGGUUACAUUCAGACAGAAAGGGGCUUCAGUGUCACCAUCGGAGAUGGUUGUAAGUGUGGGAAGGGGUGGGGGGGUGAGGGGUGAGGGAGAGGGCUGGUGCAGAAAUAUGUGGCUAAAUGCCUUUUGUUUGUUGGGGAAGGAAAAUGAAGGAUGUCUGCUCUUGUUGUGCUGGAACGUUGAUGCUAUAGAUUGUUUAGAUGCCUGGGUCCAUUUGUUGGUAUGUGUGUUGGGUAAUUGUCCAGGCCAUUAAGCUGCCUGUGACUCAGACAUUUGAGUGCUGCCCAUAUCUACUCUGGAUGAUGAUGGUGGCACUGGUGCCUAGUGUUCUAGUUGAGAUGGAGUUUGGUCGCGCACAGGAUGUUUGCAGAUGUCGGGUGCAUUUGUGGGUUUAACAUAGUGGAAAAACAAAAAGCUUGAGUCUGCUGUCUUGAUUUGAGCCUUUUCUGGUUAAAGGGCCGUGGCCAUAAUAAAUGUACUGUCUGCAUUUAGUGAGUGAAUGUUCCACUUCAGGGUUUGCGUGGUUGGAUAGUUUCAGUGCCACUGAAGUUCGUGUAGGGAAGAAGGGAGUGUUACAGUUAGAAUGGGAGAUGUCGGCCCUAACAGACACUGACACAGGGACGCUUGUGGUUGGGUUAGUGUCUGGGGCUACACAAUGCAACUUAGUUUUUUGAAGCUGCCAGUCAGAUGUCAUGUUCAUACUGCCUGCUCCUCUUCUUGAUCAGGUCAACAACGCACAAGGGCGAAGCAGGUCACCGGGAGGAAGCUCUCUCGGUGAGGGGGG